AUAACAUGGAGCAGUUGGGGGGAAACUUGCAAGCAGGCUGCAGCUUACUCACUUUGGAGAUUAACUCUGCCUCUCUGAUAAACCGCCACCAUGGUCGACGCCUUCUGUGCCACUUGGAAACUGGUCGACAGUGAGAAUUUUGAUGACUAUAUGAAAGCACUCGGCGUGGGCUUCGCCACCCGGCAGGUCGGUAACGUGACCAAGCCGACUGUCGUCAUCAGCCAGGAGGGCGACAAGGUGGCGAUCCGCACCCAGAGCACCUUCAAGAACACAGAGAUCUCCUUCAAGCUGGGAGAGGAGUUCGACGAAGCCACCGCCGACGACAGGAACUGCAAGUCCACGGUGACUCUGGAUGGAGACAAGCUGGUCCACGUCCAGAAGUGGGACGGCAAGGAGACCAAGUUCGUCAGAGAAAUCAAGGACGGCAAGUUGGUCAUGAAUUUGACCUUUGAAGACAUCCACGCAGUGCGCACCUACGAGAAGGCAUGAGUGCUCCGAGCGACCCGCCGGGAAACAAACCAGCCACGAAGAGUUGACGUUAUAAUUAUUAUUGACUGACUGAAUGCUUCUCUUUGCACUUCUCCAUCGGCCCCCCCCCCACACGUCUUCACGACCCACAGGCUGCACAUUUUGUACGAUUUGUUAUUGGGGGUUUUCUUUUUUAUAUGACUACAUUUCUGUCGUUGAUGGAUGGAUCAUCUCUGCAAAACCUGUGUGAAACAUGAAAUAAAUUUGAGAAAGCGAGUGAA
Messenger RNA from Scophthalmus maximus (turbot), 749 nucleotides. RefSeq names its product fatty acid-binding protein, brain. Gene Ontology annotation, cellular component: cytosol; nucleus. The record is from RefSeq and is a predicted model, not a curated record. Bases 91 to 489 code for a protein of 132 amino acids. The transcript is spliced from 4 exons. Gene Ontology annotation, molecular function: fatty acid binding. NCBI's taxonomy places the organism in Eukaryota, Metazoa, Chordata, Actinopteri, Pleuronectiformes, Scophthalmidae. Gene Ontology annotation, biological process: fatty acid transport.